Protopolystoma xenopodis is the source of this 270-nucleotide messenger RNA. The record is from the annotation of a GenBank genome assembly. Lineage: Eukaryota; Metazoa; Platyhelminthes; Monogenea; Polystomatidea; Polystomatidae.
AUGAAACCCAGCUCUGAUGAUGUCCAUCAAUUGAUGGAAGAAAGCUCAGAACGUUUUCACCCUGAACGAGGGAGAAGGUCUCGUGGACUGCGUCAACAUGAAUAUCGUCUAAAAGCCAACCGGCUGCAGUACAACGAGAUUCAUCCGUCCUCUUUUUCUGGUGAGAUCGACCGACGAAUCUCUUCUUCAUGCACUUUCAUUCGAAAUGAAGGUCCCCCUAACAGUGGCUAUUUUCUCUAUGGCUUGACACAAUUUGUAAGGCUCAACUAG